Molecule: messenger RNA, 408 nt
Organism: Alnus glutinosa
Lineage: Eukaryota; Viridiplantae; Streptophyta; Magnoliopsida; Fagales; Betulaceae
Product: zinc finger A20 and AN1 domain-containing stress-associated protein 5-like
Exons: 1
Coding region: 1-408 (135 amino acids)
Biological process (GO): protein ubiquitination
Molecular function (GO): zinc ion binding; ubiquitin-protein transferase activity
Source: RefSeq, a predicted model, not a curated record
AUGGCCAAACCAAAUAAGUCCCUGAACGACAUGUGCCAGAAGUGCUUCUCCGGCACAACGACGUCGUCUUCUUCGACUUCUUCAGCGGCUAGCAAGUCGUCACCGAAGAUUAUUCACAAAUCCAGCUCGUCACGAUCGGCGGAGACACGCAAGGUGGCAAAAACAGCGUUAUCAACAUCAGGGGCUUUGGAUUGGCCGAGAUCGGAGGUAAACCGAUGGGCCAGGUGCAGGAGGAAGGUCAGGUUGACCGGAUUUCGUUGCCGGUGUGGCGAGUUGUUUCGCUCCGAGCAUCGGUACAACGACCGACACAUCUGCAGCUACGACUACAAGCCCACCGGACGCGAGGCCAUCGCUCGGGAGAAUCUGGUGGUGAGGGCCGCCAAAAUCGUCAUAGUGAUUAUUUUGUAG